This is a messenger RNA of Chaetomium fimeti, 1463 nucleotides long. Its product is annotated as cytochrome c1, heme protein, mitochondrial precursor. The transcript is spliced from 4 exons. Gene Ontology annotation, biological process: mitochondrial electron transport, ubiquinol to cytochrome c. Lineage: Eukaryota; Fungi; Ascomycota; Sordariomycetes; Sordariales; Chaetomiaceae. Bases 107 to 1081 code for a protein of 324 amino acids. Gene Ontology annotation, molecular function: heme binding; electron transfer activity. The record is from RefSeq and is a predicted model, not a curated record.
CCUUCACCCAGCUUGCGCCUGCUACCCAUAUCACCGACGGUGGCAGCGAAUUGCCUUGUCAAUCCGACCCACGACACCCCUCUAAGCUCUGCAAGGUGUGCCGACCAUGCUGGCGAGGUCCUGCCUGCGCUCGACGCGCGCCUUUGCCGGCCUGCGAAAUGGCGCCGUGCACAUUUCCAAGCGCGCCGCGUCUUCCUCGAGCUCCGGAUCCGCUACCGAAUCGCCGCUUCGGUUGAACAUCGCUGCCGCCGCCGCUACCACUCUCGCCGCCGGCUCGAUCGCCUGGUACUACCAUCUCUAUGGGCCUACUGCUGAUGCCACCGCGCCGGCCGAGGAAGGUCUACAUCCGACCAAGUACCCCUGGGUUCACGAGCAGUGGUUCAAAACCUUUGACCACCAGGCUCUCCGGAGAGGCUUCCAGGUCUACCGGGAAGUCUGCGCCUCGUGCCACUCUCUCAGCAGAGUCCCGUACCGCACUCUUGUCGGCAGCGUCCUGACCGUCGACGAGGCCAAGGUUCUCGCCGAGGAGAACGAGUACGAUGCCGAGCCCAACGACCAGGGCGAGAUCGAGAAGCGCCCCGGCAAGCUGUCCGAUUACCUUCCGGCCCCUUACCCGAACGACGAGGCCGCCCGCUUCGCCAACAACGGUGCCCUCCCCCCCGAUCUCAGCUUGAUCAUCAAGGCCCGCCACGGUGGCUGCGACUACGUCUUCAGCCUCCUCACUGGUUACCCCGAUGAGCCUCCUGCUGGCGCCCAGGUGGGUGCCGGCCUGAACUUCAACCCUUACUUCCCCGGCACCGGUAUCGCCAUGGCCCGUGUCCUGUACGAUGGCAUUGUCGACUACGAGGAUGGCACUCCCGCUACGACCUCGCAAAUGGCCAAGGACGUCACCGAGUUCCUCAACUGGGCCGCCGAGCCCGAGAUGGACGACCGGAAGCGCAUGGGAAUGAAGGUUCUGGCUGUCACGACGGUUCUGUUUGCGAUGAGCGUCUGGGUCAAGAGGUACAAGUGGGCGUGGCUCAAGUCGAGAAAGAUCGUCUACGACCCGCCCAAGACGAACGACAUCGCCCCUCGCCGCUAAGCAACAGGCCGAGCCGGGACACUACACAGCUCGACCUCUUUUGUAUGUACCAUAUACUGCUAGGCCGCCCAGGUUUCUCUCUACGGCGUAGAUGAAAAGUGGGAGGACGAGAAACCUCUGGAGUGAUGAAAGGGAAGCGGGGCGGGUAGAUCGGGGCUUGAGUGUAAAUCAAUGUCGGUCUCAAUCUAGACAUUUCCUUACUGUUCAACAUCGCUUCCCCUCCGGUUUUUGAUUGUGAUUAUUUGGAACACCUCGGCCGAUGUGCUCACUGAAGAGCCAGCUCGCCCGUCGAUUGGGUUUUCCAAGCACGAAAUUCCGCCCCAUGUACGUACCGUUUUGUAAUCAAUCAUCCCAGCCGUUUGCUACCCCUUCUCCAUCCAAC